Messenger RNA from Scylla paramamosain (green mud crab), 10070 nucleotides. Its product is annotated as small G protein signaling modulator 2-like. The transcript has 28 exons. Gene Ontology annotation, biological process: activation of GTPase activity. The record is from RefSeq and is a predicted model, not a curated record. Lineage: Eukaryota; Metazoa; Arthropoda; Malacostraca; Decapoda; Portunidae. The coding region runs from base 450 to 4004 and encodes 1184 amino acids. Gene Ontology annotation, molecular function: GTPase activator activity.
AAAUAAUAAAAAUAUGAAGAAAUAAAUACAAGCCAUAUAAAACAAGUCAAUGAUAAAAAGCAACAAAAAUACCCCUUACAAGAGACGCAAGGCAGUAAACAAGAAACUUGGAUUCGCUUCGGCAACAGGAGACUCGAGUAGUAUAGAGAACUGGACUCCUUGCAUUCGGUAUCUUAAGGGAUCUAUGCAAUCGAUAUCAGUGUGAUUGCCUCUGUUGGUAGACUCGCCGUACAGUCAGCUGAGGGCAGGCUGGCGGACGAGCCGGGCCUGCUGUGAAAUUUGGCAGCCCAGCAGUAGUGAUGAGCGAGCCCCAGCAAACAGACAUCUGUGCCACUCCUCUCCACUCACUGACUCGGAAACUAACAUAGAUUCUUAUAUAUUUUUACCUGAAAUUUAAAGGGGGAGGGGACUGUACUUGUGAAAAGGAGUGGAUAAAAACAAUCACCACCAUGUCCAUCAUAAUAGACGAGGAGGAGUUUAAGGCCAAGCUCAUCGGGAACAUGAAGAAGGAGGUGAAGCAAAUAAUGGAGGAGGCGGUGACAAGAAAAUUUGUGCACGAGGAGAGCAGCAGCAUCACCUCCCUGUGUGGUGCGGUGGAGGCUUGUCUGUCGCACGGGCUCAAGCGGCGCACACUGGGCCUCUUCAAGACUUCCUCCACCACUGCUCUCAUUCACAAGGUCAGCAAGAGUUUCUCCCCGGCAGCCACCGUGUCCAAGAUAGUCCAGGAGAUUGAGAAUUCCGACGCUGGAAGGAGGAGUAGCGGCAGCGGGGACUCUACUUCGCGUCUGGGGAAGCCGCCGCUCGUUAAAAAGAACUCCGGCUCCAUGUCGGGAUGUCCGAGCUCCCCGCGCUACCUGUGGAUCCGCGUGGCGCUCUUCGAGAAGGUGCUGGCCAAGAUAAUUGAUUACCUGGUGCAGAAUAGCAGCAAAUACUACGAGAAAGACUCCCUUGUGGCGGAUCCUGACUAUGGCACCAUCCUAAGUUCCCUUCUGGUUGGUCCCUGUGCCCUCGACUUCAGCCGCAUGAAGACGGCGGACCAUCUGUGGACGGACCCUCCUGCUGACGAGUUGGUACAAAGGCACAGAAUCUCCUCGGGACACCUCUCUGGUCCAGCCACGCCCCCUGUGCCCCGCCGCCCCGGCCUGCAUGAUGCAACUCAAGGAGGAAAAUCGAAAUACCGUAAACCCGUGAGCUGCAACAGUGAGGAGGUGGGCACGGUGCCUCCCAGAAGUGUGCCCCUCAACGCCAGGGAUUACGUCGAGAGCCUCCACCAGAAUAACAAGGCGACGCUUCUCUACGGCAAGAACAACGUCCACGUGCAGCCAAAGGAGCAGAUGGAAGCCAUGCCAGGCUACAUGUCCCUACACCAGACUACUGAAGGCCUCGUCAUCAAAUGGACUCCCAAUCACCUCAUGAAUGGCUGCUGCCCAGACACCACAGAGGACAAAAGGUGUGAGUGGCGUCGCCAUAGUCUGCCCUGCCUCUCAGAACUCCAUACCCUGCCCCAACCCCCCUCCUUCCUGCGCCGCUACUCAGAGACCCCUCAUUCUAUCUACUGGGAAUACGCUCUCAAUGUGCGGGUGGAGGAGAUUGUCUACGUCCACUGCCACCAGCAAGGAGACUCAGGAGGAACCAUUGUAUUGGUAGGGCAGGACGGUACACAGUACCCUCCUAUCCACUUCCCUCGUGGCGGCCACCUGCUGGCCUUCCUGUCCUGCUUGGAGAAUGGCCUGCUUCCCCACGGCCACCUGGAUCCUCCCCUGUGGUCCCAACGAGGCAAAGGCAAAGUGUUUCCUAAGCUGCGGCGAAAGGCUCGGGCACUGGCAGGGCGGCAACAGGCAGACAGUGAUGACGAUGAGGCUUCAGACUAUGUGUUCAGGAUCAUCACCUCCCUCAAGCCAGACAGAAUCACCCAUGGUGAGCUGAUGUCCCCGCUGCUGAGGAGUAGUGCUGGCUGGCUUCCACGUGUUCCCAAGCUCUCCUCACACUCCUCAUCCACCUCCUCCUCAAAGUCUCUCAGCCUUGGGGACUCCAUCAGUGAAACCCUUCCCCCACCUCCCACACCAAACCCAAGCCUGGACGUGCCACUCCCCCCCACUGAAGAGAGCAAGGAGGAGAAGAACACACUCAAUAAGAUUGAGAAAAACAGUGACUCGCUGGAGAUUCUGUGUGCCACCAUGAAGCACCAGAUCAUAUCCCGGGCCUUCUAUGGCUGGCUGGCCCACUGCCGUCACCUGAGAACAGUGCGCACCCACCUGGCUGGCCUGGUUCUGCCCUCUGCUGCCACCCCUCCCCAUGUGCCAGUGUGGGAGGAGGGUGUGACAGAGGAGGCAUGGGAGGCCCUGCACUCAGAUGGCUGCCUCACUAACCAGGAGGAACUGUUGGCUCGGGUGUACCUGGGAGGGGUGGCUCAUCCCAUCAGAAAGCAGGUGUGGCCAUACCUCCUGAACCACUACACCUUUGGCAGCAACUCAGAGCAGCGCGCAGAGCAGGACCGCCGGAUACGUCAGACUUACGAAACCACAAUGUCUGAGUGGCUGGCCGUGGAAGCCAUCGUGCGGCAGCGAGACAAAGAGGUGAUGGCCAUGAACAUGCUCAAGUUGUCUUCUGAGUCACAAAAUGGAGAAAUUCCACUGGUAUUUGAACCCGACACCCUAAGUAUUGGAUCUGUGGACAAUCCAGGCACAGUUCACGAGGAGGAGGAAAAUUCAGCUUUUGACAGCUCAUGUCCAAGUAAAGAUGUGAUGGAGAAUAACAGAAAUAGAGUCAGUAACAGGGAGGGUGUGGAGUCGCCUCACACCAGGAGUAAAGAGAACUCUGUGGAGGAUGAUGGAGACUUCUCGGAGAUGGUGUAUGACAAGGAGAAACUGAGACAGGAGAGCAAGGAGAGUGAUACUGCCGAGGCUGCCAAUCAUACGUGUGUGAUCACCCCUGACGAGGGUGUGGAGGAGGGACAGGAGCCAGCCAGCCCUCAGAAUGCUACUGAUGACACAGCAGCCAGUGUUAGUGCCUCGUUCACCGUGGAGACUUGUAACCCCCCCACCACCACCCCAGUUAUAGUUAGCAAAGCCUCCCUAGACAGUGGCAGCCACUCUGACGUAGUGAAUGGUGCUGAGGAAGACACUGCCAUAGAUGAGGAGGUACGGCACAUCACAGAGAAUGGGGAGGAUGAGGAGGAAGGCUGUGUCAAGGACGAUAUCACUGAAAAUGGAAGGAGUGAUGAGGACAAGAACAUGGACACGCUGGCGGUGGAGGACAGUCAGGAUGGCCACAGUGUGGAGUCUCGCUCCUCCUGCAUAUCGCCGGCCUCCUCCCAGGGUGGUGUGUACUCGACGGAGUUACUGGACACGUUUGGCCUGAACCUUCACCGGAUAGAUAAGGAUGUUCAGAGGUGUGACCGCAACUAUUGGUACUUCACUCCUGACAACCUAGAGAAGCUGCGUAAUGUGAUGUGCACAUAUGUGUGGGAGCACCUGGACACAGGCUACAUGCAGGGGAUGUGUGACCUGGUUGCUCCUCUGCUUGUUGUCUUCGAUGAUGAGGCUGCCACGUACUCCUGCUUCUGUCAGCUUAUGGCCCGCAUGUGUCACAACUUCCCCAAUGGUGGAGCAAUGGACCAGCAUUUUGCUAACAUGAGAUCACUAAUUCAAAUCCUGGACUCUGAGAUGUUUGAGCUUAUGCACCAAAAUGGAGACUACACACACUUCUAUUUCUGCUACCGGUGGUUCCUUCUUGACUUUAAAAGAGAGCUGGUGUAUGAAGACGUGUUCCGGGUGUGGGAGGCCAUCUGGUCUGCCCGGCAUGUCUCUUCAGCUCACUUUGUGCUCUUCAUUGCCCUGGCCCUUGUUGAGUACUACCGGGACAUCAUUCUUGACAAUAACAUGGAUUUCACAGAUAUUAUAAAGUUCUUUAAUGAGAUGGCUGAGAGGCACGAUGCCAAGAUUGUCCUCCACACAGCAAGGAACCUCGUCCUUCAACUCCAGACAUUAAUUGAGAAUAAGUAAACUUUGCAGAGUACUUUUAUGUGCCAAAAUUGUCAGCCUUGCUCUGCUUCCUGUUGUGUACAUCUUCAAGAUAUGUGUGGUCAAGUGAAGCAGCAAGAGUGAGAGUUGGUAGUGGUUGUGUGCUGUUGUGACUCUUAUGCAAGAUGGAAGAAACUCAGGCCAACCUAAGAGAGUUUGUCGUCAUGUCAAGGUUUGGGAUCAAGGUAACAGAUAAUGAUUUAUACUUCUAGUCAGGCCAUGAAUUUGAUCCUUAUUGAAAGCUGACUCAUUGCCCAAUAUGUAAUAAUGCAGUGGAUUUAGUUCAUAUGCAUGUAUGUUAACAUUUACAUACAUAUAGUUAGAUAGAUAAAAUCUAUAUUAUAUAGAUAAUAGUUGAAAUUCUUUAUCAGAUUUUAUAUAGAUGACCUAUAUUUCUUUGAAUGUUGAAUGUAUUUAAUAUAGUUUGAUGUAAAGUAUAAACUUUUGAAAGUCAAAGUCUAUGCUGCUAUAACUCAGAGAAAGUAUUUAUUGAAAAUUUUACUAGUUUCUGCCAUACGUGUAAGACUCAGUGUUCAUUUGACACGGCUCUUACCGGCAAGAGUACACAUGUCAUGGCGGCUGACGUGAGGCAGGAGGGAGUGACAAAGCCCCCGGCACCGUGCCAGUGUGGCAGCAGCACCAGACCCUCCAGGGCCUGUCACCUCUGUGGCAAACUAGAUUACAUAUAUAUUUUUUUGUACAAUGAAUACUGUCCUGAUCAUUUAUUUACUGAUAUAUAUAUAUAUAUAUAUAUAUAUAUAUAUAUAUAUAUAUAUAUAUAUAUAUAUAUAUAUAUAUAUAUAUAUAUAUAUAUAUAUAUAUAUAUAUAUAUAUAUAUAUAUAUAUAUAUAUAUAUAAUGAGUAACAGAUAUGCACAGAUGUUUCAUCAUAAUUGCCCUCCUCAUCACACUGUCCUCCUGGCCAGCUAUCAUUUCUACCUAUUUUUUCAUCAUAGCUGAUUAAAAAUUAGUGACAGGUCAUACUUACUUUUCUAUGCUGUGCCACUUUCCUCUUGAGACAAAUGUGAGCACAACCACAGGGUUACAGCUGAACCUCUGUCCUGUGUGGCCUGUGGUGUAGGGGAUGCCCUGAGUCUGGGCCAGUGGUGCUGAGCAGAGGCAGGUGAAGCUCCUCCUGUCAUGGCCACCCACUCUACGGUACCAGCUUAGGUUGUGUUGGUAUACAUAAUCACAUAUUUUUGUUUAGUCAUGGUGAGGAGCAUUAGUAAUCACUGAUUAUUAGUACAAUUAAAUUAAUAGGUAGUUAAAGUGAGAUAUGGUUAUGGUCUGGUCUCCAUUUUCAUAUCAAACUGAAACUACAGAAGCUGUUCCAGAUAUGAGGAAAGUAAAGACAGUCAUAAUAAUAUAGAUAUACAUGUAUGUAUGAGUUAACUUCUUCCAGCCAUCAGAUACAAUAUUUGCAUCCUUUGCAACCCUUACUCAAAAAUUACAACCACUGAGGAAACCACAUUCACAUUAUAUGUAUUUAGAUUUUUUUUUUCAACAUCACAAACCUUCAUAAAGUGCUAUCCUCUAACAAGGACAUAACACCAAGUAUCAUAUACUAAACACACAUCAGAACUGUCAUCAUGGCUUUCUUAUAUUUACAGCUGUGUGCUGCCAGUAUCAUUGUGGCAGCAGUUCAUAGUAACUGCUACUAUGUAGGUUCACAUUCUGUAUCUGGUACCAAGAAAAAUUGUCACAUGAUGAAAAGCCUAACAAAGUUGUGAAAAUACCAAAUUUUAUGCAUGUCAUACCUUCUGUUAUGUGAAGGUCCUCAACAAGCAUCUAGAUCUGAGGAGAAUAGUCAUGAGCAUAAGAAAGUGCAUUACCAAGCUGUGAAAGUACCAGAUUUCAUUUAUUCAUGCAUGCUCAUUGUGAACUGAGAAGAUAAACUUAUAAAAAAUGGAGAUCCUGCUCUACCAGUCUCCAUCCUUCCCUUUGAAUCAUAAAGUUUGUUAGCAUGCAUCCCCCUCCAAUGAGAUCUGAUGCUACUGGAUCUUGUAGGAGAGUGAGUGCUUCUCUUUACAUUUAUCAGACUCAAAGUAGAGGAUGGCUGUGUCCCAUAGUUGAAGGGAUUGGGCCCAUAUUAUUAAACAACCCUUUCUCUUGUUAGGUGAAAAUUUGCAGCACUUAUUAGGGAUGAUUGUUCCUUUGCAGACUCUGAAUGGAAGUUGGAAUUUACUUAGUAAUCCAACUGUUGAUCUUUGGUAAUGUUAUGUUAGGAAUAUUUGAGGUAUAGGAGUCAGACACCCAAAAGUUUUUUGUUAAUCUGUUGCAGUAUCAUCAACAUGAGAGCUUCUUAUUGAUGAUUGCAUUAAUUGAUUCCUUUAAUUAUCAUACCAGCAGCAUGGAGCAUAUAUGUUUUAUCUCAAUCUUUUGAGUUGAAAUGUAUAUCUAUCAUUAACAUUUUGUAACUGACAUGAUAUCAAAAUGGUAAUUUAUAUCAUUAUAUCAUUUUAUUGAUAUAAUUUUCUGUCAGUUUUAGAGUGGGAGUCUCAGCUUAUUUAAACAUUAUUUAAUUAGCACUUUAGUGAAUGCUUAUUAACACUGUCACAAUUUGCUUUUCUUAUUGACAUGUUUUUGUCUGCCAGGGAGCACGAAGGCCGAGGCAUUCCUGUAUAGCAUUCCCAGCAUGUGAGGAAGGACACUUAAUAUUGGGUCACAAGUGUUGGAGACUUAAUUGCUUAUGUCUUGUAUGAAUGGUGUGUGACUCGUAAUGGUGGGUGGACUAUAGUAGUCAUCAUCUCCUGCUAGAUUCUGAGGUUCUGAAUCUUCCUCCCUAAGUGUGUGGGAAUUGAGGUUGAACAGCACUUGUGAGGGAUGAGUUGUAGUGUGUAAAUUAAAUAUGUGAUGUAAUCGCAAAGAUAAAGAAAAACAGAAAAGAGUGACAUUAAGAUUGUUUUACAUUGCAUUGAUCUGCUUGUUUUUACUCUGUCACACAAAGCACAUCAAGGGCCCCAAGUCUUUUUUCCUCAUGUUAUGUAUUAUUUCAUAUGAUGUUACAUUGAAAUGGGUAAGCUUUACACAUUUUUGUAAUUAAGGACUGUAUUUUCAAAUGUUAACACAUUUUAUAUUGACUUCUCUUAACAGGCUGUAGUGGAUAUUAUUAGAGUUUUCAAAGAUGUUUUUGUGAUUCUAGUGAAAGGUUAAUUAAGAUUUGAUAUCAGCAACAAGAAAGAAAAAUGCAAGAGAACCCAUCUAAUCUUAUCUAUGACCUUCAAAUAUGUAUAUAUAUAUAUAUAUAUAUAUAUAUAUAUAUAUAUAUAUAUAUAUAUAUAUAUAUAUAUAUAUAUAUAUAUAUAUAUAUAUAUAUAUAUAUAUAUAUAUAUAUAGUUAUUAUGUUUCUAAAGCACUUAAGAAUACAAGAUUAAAUUAUACUACAAAGCCUUGUGGAGGUAAAUUUGAAUGGUAGAUAUGCAGAGUCAGGCUGGACUUUCCUAUGCAGAAGUCCAAAAUUCAAACAGAAACUUGUAUCUUCAUGCUAUACUUAAAAUACCACAUUUCUAACAUGAAAGGUUUGUUUUAUUAUUUUAGUAUUUAUGUAAUGUAUAUUUUAACACUAUAUGUGAACUCAUAUAAUAUAUACAAGAAUGAUGUAUUUGGACAGCUUCAGUUUUUCUUUAUGGACAUGCUUGAAUAAUUGAUCACAAGUUUUCAGUGUUGUGUUUACUCGUACAUUUACCCAAAGCAGUGAUCUUGUAUUCUACAAAAUGUUUCAGACAAAAAAAAUAAGUCUUUGCCAAUCAUCUCCACCUUUUACAUACCCAAUUCAUCUUGGUCUUUGGAGCUCAUAAUAUAAAGCAGUUAAUUUGUUCAUUUAUUCAUUUCUGCUCAAAUUAUAUGUAUGAAAUUCAUUGGACCUUGUAACAUCACUUCUUUGGAUGAUUGUUCCUUUUAUCAUCAACCUGUAACAAAGUCAUGCAACCACAAAGGAGAGAAAUUAUAUUAUAAGUUGAGGAAUUUAUAAGCUUUCUGCUUCAAGAGAGGUCUUCCAGUAAUUCUAUAUGUGUAUUGUUGACAAACAUUUGUAAUAAAGUAACUCCUCUCAAAAUCCUACCAGGAAUUAGGACGGUUUCCCAGCCUCACCCUUCACCACCUCAUGGGAGCAAAGGAUCACAGGACUUAGGACAUUUAGCAGCCUCAUCACCACUCCAUCAAGAGCAGGCAUCUUGAUGGUCAUCCAUAUAUUCAUCAUAACAUGGUUGUAUUUGUGUCACCUAGUUUGAAGGUCUGUUUGAGCAUAAGCCAUAGCAACCAACCAAUAUCAAGAGCUGUAGUCUGUAGCCAUUGUCAGUGACUUGAUCAAUAGCCAUUGUGACUAUUUCUCAUAUACAUACUCUGCAGUUUAAGCACAAGUCUCACAGCAGCUUUGUCAAAGAGCAUGCUGUAUUUAAUCCUCUUAAUAUUGCACUUUGUCAGCCAUUCACGCAAAGAUGAUGUCCAUGAAAAUGUGAUAAUAUAUAUAUGUCCAGCUGGGCUGUGUACUGGCCACUUAGGACAUGCCUGGUGGUGUCCCUCCUGCUGGCCAGUGCACCAAGACUGCAGCAGUGGACUGGUGCAGCACCAGGGACCGUAUUCUUCAUAAAGUUAUGACAUGCGUCAUAGCUGUGGCAGAUGUGUAUUAUAACUUAGAAUAUCUAUCUUAUUCGUAUAUCAUAAGUUAUGAUGGGUGAAACUGUUUAUCAUAACUGUUUGCUAUAUGUAGCGCUUACUUGGUUUCAAAUACUAAAAGAUGAAGCAAAAGCUGCCAUUUGCUGUUAAUUUAUAGCUUCUAUAAAUAUUUCUUUCAUUUUUAUGUAUUGGGAGAAGAGACACAGUGGGUAAGAUAGCAAUUCAGUCUUUGAAAUAUGGUAAAUGUGAUCCUGUAGGAACACCUCAAUGCAAACAAACAGUGUUCGAAUGGUUUGGUGGCAAGGAAGGCUCUCUUGAUGAUCCCCAAGAUCACCACUACUACACAAUUGCAUUUUUCCCAGCAGCAAAAUAUCCAAGUGUUGUGAUCACCUUGAUUUCAGGGUUAAGUGGAUUUCUCCUUCCUGUCACUCUGCUAGGCUUCCCUCACUAGAUCAGUAACAAAGAGAAUACCUGCAUGGUCUAAACAUUAUCUUCUGAUGAGUUUCAUAUCACUAAGUUCAUUCAGUACAGCCUAUCUGGGUAAAUAAUUCUUGAGCUAGAGAUGAUGUAGGGCAGCCAUCUUGGCUGUGGGGAGUGUCUGUCAUAAGCCACUAGAAUAGGGUGGACCCAGUCUUAGCAUCCUGCGCAGAUAUAUGACAUGUGCACAGUUUAUGACAAGAAAGCACCAUUUUGUCUUAGCUAUGACACAUUUCAUAGCUUAGACUUGCUAGGACUGCUUCAUGAAUACGGGCCCAGAGCUUCACCAUGUCCAGGACACACUGUGCUGGAGAAUGAGUGUGAAGCAGAGAAACAUGCAUCACAGUGUAGCAUUGUGUACACUUGUGCUUGAUUAUCCCACAUUAAGACAUGUUCAGGAAGCAACUAAUAUAUGUCUAAAUAAUUCAAAUCAUGACAGAAGUAAUGGGAAUGUUCCUCUACUUUAACUAAAGAAAAUGUCAUGAUUGUUAUGAUGAAUUGAGAACAGUAGCAGGUGCCAGUGAAAGCAUCAUGAUGACUAAACAAUUGUUUGCAGAUUAUGUUAUAUUGAAAUGUUCAGCAGAACUGUACAAGAGUGUAACAAUAUAUAUUUGCCAUGUCAUUCAUUGUGUGUGUGUGUGUGUGUGUGUGUGUGUGUGUGUGUGUGUGUGUUCUAAUGCCAGUGCACAGCUGAGCUCCUCCCAGCAGCACAAAACAUUGGCUCAGCAAUGCUUGUCGUCCUGUGCUUGCAAAGUACUGCAGCCUUUUCAACUGUAUGGGUUCCAAUAUAUAAUAUUUUGCAAAUUGAUUCCUGUAUUUUUUUAUAGCUUGUGUUCAGUGUGCAAGAAAAGUUUUUACAUGUAUCCAUGUCAGAUGUAUCAUGUAUAAUUGAUUUAUUUAACAUAUCAUUUAAGUGCCAUGUAUGACUGUCACCGAGCAAAGUAAAUCCUUACUUGUU